AUGUCUGUCUUCUACUACGAUCCCUUCACCGACUUUGAGCGCCUCUUCGACGACGCCUUCCGCGCUCGCACCAACAGCCAUAACCAGCUUUUGCGGUCCACACAGAGCUCCUUCAGGCCGAAGAUGGACCUCCACGAGAACGCCGCAUCUAAUACCGUGACCGCCACAUUCGAGUUGCCCGGCAUUAAGAAGGAGGACGUCCACAUCGAGACCGCCCCCGGCCGUCUGCGCAUCUCCGCCGAGUCCAGAAUCUCGGAGGAACACGAGAAGGACGGGUAUGCCAUCCGCGAGCGCCGCUUUGGCAAGUUCUCGCGCACGCUCCAGCUGCCCCACGGCGUUAAGGAGGAGGAAAUCAAAGCUAGCAUGGAGAACGGCGUUCUGACGGUCACUUUCCCAAAGACCGCUGCUGAGCAGACGCCGAAGAAGAUCACCAUUGCUUGA
This is a messenger RNA of Mycena indigotica, 441 nucleotides long. RefSeq names its product SHSP domain-containing protein. Bases 1 to 441 code for a protein of 146 amino acids. Lineage: Eukaryota; Fungi; Basidiomycota; Agaricomycetes; Agaricales; Mycenaceae. The record is from RefSeq and is a predicted model, not a curated record. Gene Ontology annotation, biological process: response to hydrogen peroxide; response to salt stress; protein folding. The transcript has 3 exons.